Pyricularia pennisetigena is the source of this 714-nucleotide messenger RNA. RefSeq lists its product as uncharacterized. Gene Ontology annotation, biological process: vesicle-mediated transport. The record is from RefSeq and is a predicted model, not a curated record. The transcript is spliced from 2 exons. Bases 1 to 714 code for a protein of 237 amino acids. Gene Ontology annotation, cellular component: membrane. NCBI's taxonomy places the organism in Eukaryota, Fungi, Ascomycota, Sordariomycetes, Magnaporthales, Pyriculariaceae.
AUGGCCUCAUCAUCAACACCUCCUACACCUCUUCUCUAUUCGUGCAUCGCACACAACAGCACAAUCCUUGCCGAAUGCACAACAUCGGCAUCGUCACAGACAUCGUCGCUCGCGUCCCUCGUCCUGCCGAAAAUCACGCACACUUCUCCGCAGAAGCUGACGUACACGCACGGCGCCCACCACAUACACUACAUCGCCGAGGCGCCCUCGGACCAUGGCCCACACGCCGCCAGCGCGGGCGGUCUGACCUUCCUGGUCAUCGCUGACUCGUCGGUGGGCCGCAGCGUACCCUUUGGCUACCUGUUUGAGAUCCGACGGCGCUUCUUGGAGGAGUACCCGCCCGACUCGACCGACUUUGCCGAUCAGCCCAACUACGGCGCCGCCAGCUUCAACGGCGAGCUGCGCCGGUUGAUGGUUGAGAUUGGGAGCACGCGCCAGGGCCGAGACGACGCCGUACAGAACGCCCAGCGUGAGAUUGACGAUGUCCGGGGCAUUAUGACGCGCAACAUCGAGGGUCUGCUCGAGCGCGGCGAACGGAUCGACCUGCUGGUCGACAAGACGGACCGGCUCGGCGGCUCAGCUCGCGAGUUCCGCGUGCGUAGCCGCGGGCUCAAGCGUCAAAUGUGGUGGAAAAAUGUUAAGCUCAUGGGCUUGCUUGGUCUCGUCAUGUUUUUGAUAUUGUUGACCAUCAUUAUCGCAGUGAAAAACUCAUGA